Molecule: messenger RNA, 2481 nt
Organism: Tuber aestivum (summer truffle)
Lineage: Eukaryota; Fungi; Ascomycota; Pezizomycetes; Pezizales; Tuberaceae
Source: the annotation of a GenBank genome assembly
AUGGCUCUCGUACAUAAACAAGAAAAUGAGGAUUUCUCGAUCAAGCCGGAGGCUAAGACUCCGACCAUCGACUCGUCUCAAUGGCCGUGAGUCUUUCUACUCUCCACAUUUUUCCCUCUCUUUUUUCCCGCUCUCUCGCAGAUUUCUAACAUUAUAUUCUAUCAAAGACUUCUUCUGAAGAACUAUGAAAAACUCCAUGUUCGCACCGGACAUUACACACCAAUACCCAAUGGGUGUACUCCUCUGAAGCGUGAGCUGAAGAGUUAUAUUAGCAGUGGCGUUAUCAACCUCGAUAAACCGAGUAACCCAAGUUCACACGAAGUUGUUGCUUGGGUCAAGAGAAUUCUCAGGUACGUUCCACCGCAAUCUCCUCACCCAGCGGAUUGGGCACUUACUCUGAAUAGAUGUGAAAAGACCGGACAUAGCGGUACCCUUGAUCCAAAGGUCACCGGAUGUCUCAUCGUCUGUAUCGAUCGUGCAACGCGUUUGGUCAAGUCCCAACAAGGCGCCGGUAUAUCGCACUCCAUUACCCCUCUGCGUCGUCUGAAAGCCCUUUUGAAUCAUCAAACUUACUCAUCACCACUACUGUAGGGAAGGAAUAUGUUUGCGUUCUACGCUUACAUGACAAAAUUGAGGGUCGCGCCCAACUUGCGAGAGCGCUUGAAACCUUGACUGGCGCACUCUUCCAACGUCCACCAUUGAUUUCCGCUGUCAAACGUCAGCUCCGUAUCCGUACUAUCCACGAAUCGCAGCUGUUAGAGUUUGACAACGAUAGGCACCUCGCCGUUUUCUGGGUCAGUUGCGAAGCGGGAACAUACAUCCGAACUCUAUGCGUUCACCUGGGCCUGUUGUUGGGCGUUGGUGCGCAUAUGCAGGAGCUUCGAAGAGUUAGAUCUGGAGCACUAAGCGAAAAUGAUAAUAUUGUCACUCUCCACGAUGUUCUCGACGGUAUAUGGUCCCCUGCCCUCAUGUGAUAACCGGAUUCUAACCAAUUCACAGCUCAGUGGGUUGCUGACAACUCUCGUGAUGAGAGCUACCUUCGCCGAGUUAUCCGCCCCUUGGAAUCCCUCUUAACUACCUACAAACGGAUUGUUGUUAAGGACAGUGCAGUGAAUGCUGUUUGCUAUGGUGCUAAACUCAUGAUCCCUGGACUGCUUCGUUAUGAGGCUGGAAUUGAGGUCAAUGAAGAGGUUGUCCUGAUGACUACUAAGGGCGAGGCUAUUGCGCUUGGUAUCGCUCAAAUGUCUACUGUCGAGCUCUCCACAUGUGAUCACGGUGUUGUCGCAAAGGUUAAGCGUUGCAUCAUGGAGCGCGAUCUCUACCCCCGCAGAUGGGGGCUGGGUCCAACAGCGAUAGAAAAGAAAAAGAUGAAGUCUGAGGGCAAACUCGAUGUUCGUAACAUAGCCCUAUAGAUAUCUUGUUUUUCCCCUGUUUUCUAGCUAACAAUCAUCAUAGAAGUAUGGGCGCUCGAACGAGGCCACCCCCGGUGAAUGGACAAAGAAAUAUACCGAUUAUAACGCCCCAGCCGGCGGCACGGAGCAACUUAGUUCCACAACAAUACCCGAAACUAUCGCAACCGCUCCUCCCGUACCUCCAUUCGGCGCUCCAGACGUUAAGAUGACUUCUCCAGCUAAACCGGAGCCUGAGGGUGGAAAGAAGCACAGGUCGGAUGAGACUGAAGAGGAGAGGGCUGAGCGUAAGAGGAGGAAGAAGGAGAGGAGGGAAAAGAGGGAGAAGAAAGAUAAGGAAUAGUAAUCUUAAUCCUAAUCUCUUCACCUUUUUCUCCUUGCAGAGGCAAAAUGUGUAAACUAGCAUCAUUUCCUUUUAGCCCCCCAUGCUUAUUUUCUUCACAACUGUCAGUGUCAUCAUCAUCACCAUCAUAACCCCCUCGAAUGGCAUGUACCCUAAAAACAGAUUGUUCAGGUGGACCCUCUCUAGUUCAUCGCAGGAUAUGCAGUCCCUGCUACCAGUGCAGUCAUUAACACAGCUCUCAGACCUCAAACCACAACUUCAUAACCCCAAAAUUUGCCUCGGCGAUCCACACAUGCAUCAAACCGUGUGGCGCGUCGGCGUCAGUAUAACAAGGACGCUGCCACGUUUUUUUGGUGGAUCGAAUUGCCCGGCAUUUAUGGUUUCUGGGUUCGAUUUCGGUGGGGGGGGACCUGUUCUAUUUUCUGCAGGAUCGGAGGACCGGGCAAUCACGGUGUUUACGCUACUACAACCAAAGCUUCCUCUCCUCUUCUCGCAGCACUUUCACGCCUCGAGGAGCUCAUUCGGCACUAAGGAAUUGUUUCGGAAUCUCUUAUUCCGAGUCGGCAAACCAGCAUCUCCCCAUCUUCUAAUCCCUCCCUGGAUUUACCAGCGCCGGGUGUCAACACCCCCGGUUUCCUUUCCCAUGUAAUCCCGGCUCGCAGUCCAGGUCUUAGGGGUAGGCAAUUCAACCAAAAUUUAAUCUAGAAAUAAAAACAUGAAACGGUGUUC